This is a messenger RNA of Drosophila navojoa, 1761 nucleotides long. It is a transcript of the gene Rab8, whose product is annotated as RAS oncogene family member Rab8. Gene Ontology annotation, molecular function: GTP binding; GTPase activity. The record is from RefSeq and is a predicted model, not a curated record. NCBI's taxonomy places the organism in Eukaryota, Metazoa, Arthropoda, Insecta, Diptera, Drosophilidae.
GUCCUACACAACACUGCUACGUACCAAUCAUUUAUUGUUCGGGCGUAAUUAGAAAGCAAUAAUUAAGCGUAACUUUUACGUGUAACCAACAACAACACAGCACACAGUUGCAAGUGCAGUACAUAUAAGUGUAAAACAGCGCGCGUCCAUUUACCAUUGCAAUUUAAAGUGCUUAAAACUACGUCGCCAUUUUUCGACAUACACACAAAAGAAAACCACAGUCAAAGCUGAAAAAACCUGUGCGUGCUUGCGUGUGUUUAUUUGUGUCUGCUGUGUGUGGUUACGUCUAUGAAUUUUUUAUACAUACCCUUACGUACAUAUAAAUUAAUACUAGCCCGCAGCACUAGCAGCAAUAGUCAGUUAUAGUAAUUUAAUAUCCGACAUUAACAUAGUGUGUAAUAUUAAUCGAAAACCACUGAUUACCAACCACCGCCAUAUAACAAAAGCAUCACCAGCAGUUAUCGACGUGGACGAUAACGCCAAAAAGGAAGAGAAGAAACUAAAGAGCAAAUAGCUGCAUCUUUAUCUUUAUCAAAAGAACCUGGCACAACCCUAAGCAAAACUGUGAUUUAAUCAUACAAAUACAACAAAGGAAAUAAAAUGGCCAAAACGUACGACUACCUGUUCAAAUUGCUACUGAUCGGUGAUUCUGGAGUUGGCAAAACCUGCAUAUUGUUUCGAUUCUCAGAGGAUGCUUUCAAUACGACGUUUAUAUCUACAAUAGGUAUCGAUUUUAAAAUUAGAACAAUUGAAUUGGAUAACAAGAAAAUCAAAUUGCAAAUAUGGGACACUGCUGGUCAGGAGCGAUUCCGGACGAUCACCACGGCAUAUUACAGAGGUGCCAUGGGCAUUAUGCUCGUGUAUGACAUAACACAAGAGAAAUCGUUUGAGAAUAUCAAGAACUGGAUACGAAAUAUCGAAGAGAAUGCCGCAGCUGAUGUUGAGAAAAUGCUGCUGGGCAACAAAUGCGAACUGAACGAUAAGAGACAGGUUUCAAAGGAACGUGGCGAACAGUUAGCCAUUGAGUAUGGCAUUAAAUUCAUGGAGACCUCCGCGAAAGCAAGCAUCAAUGUUGAAGAAGCUUUUCUCACGCUAGCCAGUGAUAUCAAAGCGAAAACGGAAAAAAGAAUGGAGGCGAACAAUCCACCGAAGGGCGGCCAUCAGCUGAAACUAACAGAGAUUCGAACAAAGGAUAGUUGGCUGUCGAGAUGCAGUUUGCUUUGACGUGGCAAUGUGCGUGUGGCACUGAUGCGGCAUGGUGGAAAUAAUAAUGAUAAUGUAUGUGGUAGUAGUUUUCUUAACUCCUGUUAAGUCCCAAUAACAACAACCAAGCGAGCAAACACCCCUGAAUAUGCAACAUAAUGAAAUAAUACAUAAUUAUAAUAAUAUAAUAAUAGAACAGAUAUAAAAUUGUAUAUGCGAACGAGACAUGGCGAUAAGAGAUGUACGAAAUAUGCAUAAAUAUACAUCUAUACACAUAUAAUAUUCAUUAAACGUAAAAAAAGGAAAAAGAAGCAAAUAAUAAUACGAGCAUUGUGAGUAGCGUAAAGAAACUGAAAGGUUAACGAAACAACAACAAAAUUACAACCCGCCCACGCCCUGCCCUUGCUCCGAUCGGUUACAGUUUUCGUUUUACUAUACUUUGCACUUUCCAUGUAUAAUUUUUAAAUUUUCUGUCGAAAGCCAUGGUUGUUCACGAUUUGUAAAAGAAUGACAAAACAAUAAAGUAGAAAAUAAAUAUAUGUAUUCUUAUAUUGUAUA